Messenger RNA from Solanum lycopersicum (tomato), 1298 nucleotides. RefSeq names its product large ribosomal RNA subunit accumulation protein YCED homolog 1, chloroplastic. NCBI's taxonomy places the organism in Eukaryota, Viridiplantae, Streptophyta, Magnoliopsida, Solanales, Solanaceae. The record is from RefSeq and is a predicted model, not a curated record.
CUCUAAUUAACAAAAAGUCUCUUUCAAUAGAUAGACCUUCCCGUGGUGACAUGUGAUGUUUUUUCUUCUUAUUGUAAUAAUAAGAUAGAUUAUAGCUGAUGGUUUUGCCUAGUAGUUGUUGGAAAUGAGUGUUGUAUUGUCAACAUCAGUUUUGCCCUUGUGUGGUAGCCUUAACCCAGAGAAUGUUCAGCACAUAACCAAGGUACGUUUGAACCCUUGGAAAAUCUGUAAUCUUAAUUUUAGGAAGAAGGGGUUAAAGUUUGUAGUGAGAGAGCAGAAAAGUAAUUUUGUUGAUUUUGAUUGGGAGGAUGAAUAUGAAGAUGAGUAUGAAGACGAAGAUUCGCCGUGGGAAGGCGCAGUUGUGUAUAAAAGAAAUUCUUCUGUUACACAUUUGGACUAUUAUACCACAUUAGAAAGGCUGGGGUUGGGCAAGCUCUCCACAAAGGUUUCAAAGUGUCGAGCUUCUGUAAUGGGACUGAGGGUCACAAGACAAGUCAAAGAUUAUCCUGAUGGAACUCCAGUUUUAAUUUCCUUUGAUGUCACAAGGAUGAAGCACAAGUUGAGGCUUGACGGAAUUAUAAGGACUGUCAUCGCACUCCCUUGCAACAGGUGCGGUGAACCAGCUGCAGAAAGUAUCUUUUCAAACUUUUCCCUCCUAUUGAGUGAAGAACCUUUAAAGGAAGCAGAGACCCUGGAUAUGGGCAUAAUGUUUGGAGAUGACAAAUUCAAAAGUUUUGUAAAUGUGGAAGAGGAAAUGGAGGAGAAUGAUGGUUGGAUACCUUUAGAAGACCAGCUGUAUUUUCCUGGUGAUGAAAAAAUGAUUGACAUUUCAAAACAUAUUAGAGAUCUGGUGCACAUAGAAAUCACCAUUAAUGCUGUGUGUGAUCCCAAGUGCAAAGGUUUGUGUCUGAAAUGUGGUGCUAAUCUUAAUGUCAAUAGGUGUAGUUGUCAUAUGGAAAAGAUAGAGGAGAAAGGUUAUGGUCCUCUUGGAGGUCUGAAGAAGCAAAUGCAGCAAACAUGACAUUUUUUGGUGUGUAAUACUUAUUUUUUUAUAAGUUGAAUUGAAAGGUCUUUCCCUUUUGCUUAUUUUUUUUUUAUAUGCGAACAAAAUUACUACGCAACUUUUGAGAGAGUUGAGAAAAAAGCGUGUGGAUGUUGAAAUGUUUGUUCUACUUCUCUCCCAUUUCCUGUCACAUGCCAUUGUACGUAGUGGAUAUUGUUUGAUCUCCACCUAAAUAAAGUGAAAGAGAGAGAUAUGUAUGAAUUUGAAGUUCCAAUAUAUUGAAAGGGUUCUAAUA